AUGUCUGUUGAACGACAGCAUCCGUCCAGCGCCUUCAUCUCCACCGUCGUCUCCGCCCUCCACACCGGUCCCAAGGAUCCCAGCAGUGACCUUCGACCCCGACUGCCAAAAAGUUGUGCUCGCUACCCGACGGCUUCCGAGUUGGUGCUCCUGCCCACCGGGCCGCCACUGAAGGCCUACACCUUCGCCCUCUUUGAUAGCGGAACAAUGAUCCUCCCCAACCCAGCCCUGUUCGAGGACGACCAGGCCCACGGAUCCCUCUCCCUUGUAAGCUUUGUCGUCCCGCCCCAGCCCGACGCUAAGCUGUGUGUGGAAAAAGGGACUUACAGGACGUAG
Messenger RNA from Puccinia triticina, 336 nucleotides. RefSeq lists its product as uncharacterized. The coding region runs from base 1 to 336 and encodes 111 amino acids. The transcript has 3 exons. Lineage: Eukaryota; Fungi; Basidiomycota; Pucciniomycetes; Pucciniales; Pucciniaceae. The record is from RefSeq and is a predicted model, not a curated record.